AUGCCAAGAUUGACGUCAGCUCAACGCAAUAAUGCCAUUGGGAAAUUGCAAGCAGGGGCAACUCAACAAGCUGUGGCAAGACACUUUGGCGUCUCCAAACAGACCAUCUCUGCUUUAUGGGCAUGCAUCAAUGAAGCGAAACAGACUGACACUGAAGCAACGUGUGGUAUUGACAGCAUCAAUGAAGCGAAACAGACUGACACUGAAGCAACGUGUGGUAUUGACAGCAUCAAUGAAGCGAAACAGACUGACACUGAAGCAACGUGUGGUAUUGACAGCAUCAAUGAAGCGAAACAGACUGACACUGAAGCAACGUGUGGUAUUGACAGCAUCAAUGAAGCGAAACAGACUGACACUGAAGCAACGUGUGGUAUUGACAGCAUCAAUGAAGCGAAACAGACUGACACUGAAGCAACGUGUGGUAUUGACAGCAUCAAUGAAGCGAAACAGACUGACACUGAAGCAACGUGUGGUAUUGACAGCAUCAAUGAAGCGAAACAGACUGACACUGAAGCAACGUGUGGUAUUGACAGCAUCAAUGAAGCGAAACAGACUGACACUGAAGCAACAUGUGGUAUUGACAGCAUCAAUGAAGCGAAACAGACUGACACUGAAGCAACAUGUGGUAUUGACAGCAUCAAUGAAGCGAAACAGACUGACACUGAAGCAACAUGUGGUAUUGACAGCAUCAAUGAAGCGAAACAGACUGACACUGAAGCAACAUGUAGUAUUGACAGCAUCAAUGAAGCGAAACAGACUAACACUGAAGCAACAUGUAGUAUUGACAGCAUCAAUGAAGCGAACCAAGCAAUUCACAAGAAAAGUGGUUACCCCAAAAAACCUUCUCCAGGACCUAGCACUAAGCACGCUAUCUUGUCGUCUGUUCCAACUAUAGACCAGGUGCCUGUUCCAAUAGACGAGACUGUAUCAUUUGACAAUGAAUCGAAAGCGCCAGUGACUAUAGAGGAAAAUGUGCCUGAACCUGAUACGAGCUUCCAGGAAUCUGAUGAUGCCGACAGUGUCUGUGUUAAAUUAUUGACUUGCAAACCGAAACCAUCGAUCCGUCGUCCACCAACCUAUCUGAUAUGCCAAACCAACCAAGUUUGA
Molecule: messenger RNA, 1107 nt
Organism: Gigantopelta aegis
Lineage: Eukaryota; Metazoa; Mollusca; Gastropoda; Neomphalida; Peltospiridae
Exons: 2
Coding region: 1-1107 (368 amino acids)
Source: RefSeq, a predicted model, not a curated record